Leptopilina heterotoma is the source of this 2562-nucleotide messenger RNA. RefSeq names its product serine/arginine repetitive matrix protein 2-like. The record is from RefSeq and is a predicted model, not a curated record. The coding region runs from base 329 to 1657 and encodes 442 amino acids. The transcript has 5 exons. Lineage: Eukaryota; Metazoa; Arthropoda; Insecta; Hymenoptera; Figitidae.
UGUUUCUAUAUGCUCGUCAAUAUUCUUGGCUUGCUCUACAUCGGCUCUCAUCUUUACAUAUUCGAUUUUCGUGAAUGCAAGAGAAAAAAAAGUUGUUUUCCAUUUUUUAUUCACAAGUAAAAUAACAAAGUCGCGAAGUUUUUUUCCAUCGACAAUUUUAAAAAGAAAACACAAACUAAAUUUUAACUCCCAAUUUUUAAUAAAGUGAAAAUAAGUUACUUGUUCGCUGAAAAAAAAAUGCAAAAGUUGCCGUGUUAAAGUAAAAGAGUGCGGAUCUCUUCGUAUUUCGCAACAAUAUUCUCAGGAUUCACAGCUGAGAAUAACAGAGAUGUCCCGCGAUUACGAGAGUCGUCGAAGAGGUGGCAAUGGCAGUGGAUCGAGUAAGAUGAGAAUGGACACAAAUUCAUCGCAAUCGAGACCCCACGGUGAAUCGUCCAGUAAACGCAAAGAGAUUGACAACCUUAUGAGAAAAGCACGCGAAUCACAGUCCAGUUAUUGGAACAAGAAACUCCUCGAGGUUGAGGAACGUGAUCCAAAUAGAUGGCGUCACAGUGGCUACAAGGAAUUGUACGUGGGCGGUGGUGGUGUUGAACAAGGUGGCAGAGGACAUCCACGCAGUCCACGUAGUCCAAGACCAAGAACACCGCCACGUUCGCCACGUCCUCGUUCACCACGUCCAAGGAGUCCACGGCCACGUUCACCACGCUCGCCACGUGAUCGUUCGCACACGCGGGGACGAGCAGCCCGUAGUCCCAGUUCGGGUAGCACAUGUUCCGAUGGCUCGUGCUCGGUUUGUUCACCACGUGAACGUCGUCGUCAAGUGCCCGCCUCAAGAUCGCGCUCGAGGUCAAUGACACCGCCGGUACGUUCAUCACGAGCCCCGAACAAGGAGGUUGUGCCAUCGGGUUCGAGGGCGCCACCUCAACGUCAAAGACCACGUUCACCGCCUCAGCCGAGGCCACGAACGCCGCCCAUGGCGCCGCAACCUCAGCGUCAUCAAAAGGAGUACAAUAAACUCAAGGAAAUGAAGAAGCGCAAGGAGAAACCCGUUUCUCGCGUUCCUGAGGAUCCGCGAAUUCCCGAUGGAAUGCCUAUGAUGCAUAAACGCAUAAAAGUGGAGAAGCAUACGGGUCAUGGUGACUCGCCCCCAAUAAUUCAUCAUCCACGCGAAUCAUCACCCAGUGAAGACAGUGAUAGUUCAUCGAAUGCCUCACACGUUGGACCACCAAAAAUGACACUCUCCGAAAGAUUCGGAAAAAUGGCCCAAUGGAGUGUGGAUCGAAGAGACAUGGAGAAUAUGCGAAUAACAAAAGACGGUGAGAAUGCGAUGAAGGUGGUGAUUGAGGGCGAGGAGAGAAUCGCCCGUUUAGGUUACGAUUCACCACCGCCCGGUCACUAUCCCGAAUCGCUUCUCACACAGGGACCGCGGGGUCUUGAGUGCUGGGACGAUGUUCGCGUACGUUACGAUUAUUAUAAAGCGCGAGGUUAUCUUCGCGACUUGAGUCUAGACGAUUACGUCAAAUGGGAAGAAUGGUGGUAUAAAUAUCAAGAAUGGUUGGAGGCCGAACGCUACUAUGAACAGUGGGCGACAAGUCGAGCCACUGGCGGUGGCGGUGGACGUAAAAGGCGCGGACGAAGAAAUAACGCUAAUCAUUAAAGAAAAAAAAAUUCAUAUAUAUAUAUAAAUUAAAUAAAUAUGUAAAUAUAUAAAUAUAUCCAUAAUUAUAUAAAUAUAUUUAUAAUUAUAUGAAUAUAUAUUUAAUAAUAAAUAUUUAAUAAAUAUAUAAAAAGUAUUUAAUAAAUAUAUAUUUAAUAAUAAAUAUUUAAUAAAUAUAUAAUUAUCAAUUCAUAUAAAUAUAUAUUUACAUAUCUACACAACCCAUUUAAUUGCCUAAAAAUUGUACUCCACACAAUUAAAAUUUUUCACUAGAUACUUUUUUUCUUCUAAUGACCAAAACUAAAAAUCUUUUUCUCCUUUUUAUUAACGAAUAUUUUAAAAGGAAAAACAAAUAUCUAGUGAUCGAGAGUUGCGCUCUACUUUCUUUUUUUGAAAUUUGUUUUGAAUUUUUUUUUUUAAAUUUAUGGAGCGGAACACUUGAGAAAAAAAAUAUUGUAAAUUUAACAAUUGUGUUAAGUUCAAGUUAAUAUAAAAUUUAUGUACACGAGUGGUACAUAUAUAUAUAUAUAUAUAAAUAUGAAAAUGGGAAAAUUAAUAGCAAAAAAAAAUGAUGAGAGUGAAUCUUUUUUCCAUAAAAUGGUUAUUUGAGAGUUGUCGUUAAUUAUUUAGAAUAAUCGAUAGAAUGAUAGACGCUUUAAAAUAAUUUCCAAAGCGUGACAAAGAAUGCAAUUUUUUUUAAAUGUGAUUAAAUAAGGCACGAGUUACACUCUCACUGUACGAUUUUUUUUAUCUUCUUUUUUUUUUCUUUAAAAAAAUUCUUUUUAAGUUUUUCUUUUUUUUACAUAGACUUAUUAGUUUAUACUCUUGAAUGAUACUUCCCUCAACUUUUUCUGUUGAGAGUUGUUGUGACAAAUGUGAAAUAUAAUGUACAUGACAAAUAAUAA